AUGUUAACCUACAUCCUACAAGCUUCUGCUGUGUUGAAAAACGUCACUGGUCUCCAGCCAGUGGAUACGAUGGCGUAUCCCUUUGACUACAAAUUCAUUGUGAAAUGUACUGGUUGUAAGACCGAACACAAUAACCCUGUUGAGAUGAAUCGUUUUGAUAAAUUUGAAAUUACUGGAUUUCGUCGAGAAGCCAACUUCUUAUUCAAGUGCCGUGAAUGCAGAAGAGAGAGGUAUGCUACGCUUACUAGACUCCCCAACAAAAUAGACCAAGACGGAUGUCAAACACCAAUAUUGAAAAUUUCCACUCAUGGGAUAGAGCUCUUGGAGUUUAUACCAGACGACCAAUUCGAGUGCCAGAGCAGUCUCUCACAAAGAGUGAUCCAAGAAAUCGGACUAGAAGAAGGAGAGUGGUAUGACUUCGAUGAGGAAGGCAAUGGCGACGUUGGAAUUCACGACGUCAAGUGGGAGAUUGUUUUAUCAAGAUGA
Scheffersomyces stipitis CBS 6054 is the source of this 486-nucleotide messenger RNA. RefSeq names its product CXXC motif containing zinc binding protein. Lineage: Eukaryota; Fungi; Ascomycota; Pichiomycetes; Serinales; Debaryomycetaceae. The coding region runs from base 1 to 486 and encodes 161 amino acids. Gene Ontology annotation, molecular function: zinc ion binding. The record is from RefSeq and is a predicted model, not a curated record. The transcript has a single exon.